Tetrahymena thermophila SB210 is the source of this 612-nucleotide messenger RNA. RefSeq names its product zinc finger, C2H2 type family protein. The record is from RefSeq and is a predicted model, not a curated record. The transcript has a single exon. Lineage: Eukaryota; Ciliophora; Oligohymenophorea; Hymenostomatida; Tetrahymenidae.
AAAAUAAAAACUAAAUUAAAAAAUUCAUAAAUGGAAAAAAAAAAAUUUAUUUGUCGCUGUGGAAAAAAUUAUGAAAGAAAUGCUUCGUUAUUUAAUCACAUAAGAUUGAAACAUAACAACGACAAAAAAAACUUUAACUUAACAAAUGCUAAAGUUGGAAGACCACUUGAUUCGAAAAAUCUUAGAAAUAAACCUAAACAAACCCCAGCUAAAUAGUUAGUCUGUAAAUGUGGAAAAACUCUUUAAGGCGAAGGCUCCCUUUCUAACCAUAUAAGAAUUAAGCAUAAUAAUGAUCCUUAAUUUUAAAUAUAAAAAAAAUAAUAAGGAAGAAAAAAAGGUCCUCUAAUUGUAUCAUUUAGUGAAAAUAAUAAUCAGGAGAUUCUAUUUUCAACACAGUUGAUCACAGAAUAGUUUACCAACACUUUGGAUACUUAGAGAACUGAAUAAAUCUAUCCAUCUAUUGAUGAAUAUUAUGAUUAAUAAUAACUUGAUAUUAACUAUCAAUAGUGUGUUGGUUAAAUAGAGAACGAUAAUAUGUUUAUGGAUGACUCUUUUCGUGAAAGCAACUUCUUAAAUAAUCAAUCAGAUCAUUUAUAAUAUUCAUACUUUUGA